CUCAAGCACUGCUUGGAGCGUGCAACACCUCAGUCAAUAUUCCGUAUAAAUAAAGAGUUGUGGGAGACGACCUUGGACAAUCUGAUCGUUUUCAGAGAGUUCUGAAGAGCCUAUAUUGAAUUGUCAACAUGUAUGGGGCUUACGUCGUAGACGCCUUUGCGGAACAUUCCGUUUUGAUCAUUGCCCUUGCUCUCGUGGUUCUUUUGCUGUUUUCAAGAAAUGCCACUCCGUCAGACACGAGAAAGCCUCCUGGGCCAUGGAGUGUUCCCGUUAUUGGGAAUAUAUUUCUCUUCGGUUCAGCUCCUCACAAGAACGUCACAAAGCUCGCCGAACAAUACGGAAGAGUGUUUUCCAUGAGGCUUGGAAGUCGAGAAGUCGUCAUUCUUAAUGAUAUCGACACCGUGAAAGAGGCCCUGCUUAGGAAUGGAUCCGACUUCUCAUCUCGACCACCUUUGCACAGUUUCAUCUCUUCUAGCCGGGGUGAUAGAACAGUUGCGUGGCCCGUGUUUGGUCCAAAAUACUUCAAGAACAAGCGAGCGACGGAACUGGCCAUGCGAGCCAUUCUUGACAAUGCCAAGCACUUCUCAAAAAUAGUCCUCAGAGAGACACACGUGUUAAUCAAGAGCUUCCUAAAUUCGGAAGAGAGCCAUUUCGAUCCCACUCAUCUGCUAAAACUCAUGGUCUGCAGUCUGCAGUUUAGUUUGUUUUUCGGAGACAAGCUGCGACACGCUUGUGCCAAGAAGGCCCAGUUAAUGAUGGACGGUUCAACUGAUUUCAUUGAAAGCAGUGCAGUGGGAAAUAGCGUAGAUUUUAUGCCGUGGAUGAAGGUGGUAUUCAAGAAACAAGUGCAAAAACUUGACAAAUCUGUUGCCGAACUUACAGACUAUGUCAAGAAAGUUUACUUCAUGAUCAAGAAUGAUUCUGAGGUGAACACCUUGGACGACUCAUCUUCCAGGCGGGUAAUUACUUUUAACGAGGCACUGGAUAAGGCGGUGAAAGAUAAAGCGGCAUUAAAUUUCGGAAACGAACAAUUUCAAGAAGACCCAGCGAGUGCAGACUCAAACCACUUUGACGACGAAACUUUGAUUAACAUAACAGCUGAUUGUUUCGGCGGGGGAUACGAAAAAUUAUCCACCGCCCUUCGGUGGGCCGUGGCGUACCUUGUGUCGCACCGGGAUGUGCAAGCCAACCUGCGGAGAGAAAUAGAACGUGUGAAAGGAGAUUCGCCGCUGUCUCUCGACGACAGGAACAAACUUCCACUGUUGGAGGCCACUGUUCUUGAAGUAUUACGAAUGAGCAGCUUCCUGCCAUUUGCCUUACCCCACUGCACAACCCGAGAUACCAGCGUAGCUGGUUACCUACUGCCCAAAGGAACCAUCGUGUUUGUAAACCUAUGGGCUUGUUCUCGAGAUCCUCAGUAUUUUGACGAGCCUUACAAAUUCAAUCCAUAUCGUUUCAUGGAUGAAAACAGACAGAACGUUUUAAGGUCACCGUGUUUUCUGGCGUUUUCUGCAGGAGACAGAAAAUGUCCCGGAGAGGGCUUUGCCAAAUCGGUCAUAUUCCUGGUGAUUGGCACAUUGGUGCAGCACCUCAAGCUUCGCAAUGGAACCGAGGACCCGAUUGAAGACAAGUUCGGUCUGACUGUUCGACCUAAGCCGUAUUCGAUCCAUGUCGAUGCUGUGCGGUGAACUUGGAGUUUGCAAUGCAUCAACACUGACACAGGCUGGCAAACGCCGAUACAAGUAAGAGUAGGGACUGGCAUUUUUGUUCACGUUGUUCAUUCGCAAUGAUGAUUAACCAGUCAGCGACUGCUGCGCUAAAAUGUUGUCAUACAUUGUACGCUUCUGUUUAAAGAACGUUAACAAGAUUGAGAAACUGAGAUAGAGAUUGCUGAGUCAUUGUUUUGAGGCCUAGUUUGAGCUAUGAAGCAUGCAUGACCAAGUUUGAUAUGAAACUUCUAUAUCCAGUGACACAUAAGUGAUAGGUACAAGGAAUGUUUCCUUGUUUCAGUAGAUUUUCCAUGACUAUUCUAUUCUCAGUGACACGUUUUAUAGUUCAUAGUCUGCUUGCAUAUUUCUUACUCAACGAUCUGCACCCUUAGUGCAGUAAUGUAACACGAGGUGAUUUUUGUUUGUAUAAGCGAAUCAAUUAAUUUUCCCAGGGGUGUUCGUAGCAGUAUAUGUCACGCCAUCAGUGCUGCCCGUUAUAUCUAUACAGCACAGUGCUGCACCUUGUCGUAGUUUUUUCAAGCUGAAUUUUAUCGUGAAAGAAUUGCUGCAUUGCAUCGGACUUUCAUUUUAAAUAUCACAGAAGCACGAUCUAAGUCUUCAUUCAUUUAGUUGCCGUGAGAUGAUUUACAAGUGCUUGACUAACUGGGACGACACAGCUUAUAAUAUGCUAAGCGAAGAUAACCUUAACGAAAUUGAAACUUUGGCGAGAAAAAAAAAAAAGAAAAAAACUUUCAACCUAAGAAACGUUAUUGCCAAACGCAGAAGUGCUUUUUUAAGCUGACCACUGUACGGGAUGUGAAACUUGUGGUAACGUUUGCUACUGAAGUGUGCUUCUAAGAAAAAAGGCACGAUAUAAUAUAUCUAUCACAAAUGGUAUCGAAUUCAAUGACAAUCAGUUACAAUCUUCAAAUAUUUAAUAAAACAAAUGAGGGCAUGAAGCUGGACUGUGACUUUUUUUCAUAGCAAGCCAUUGCAGGUCUGUUCUUGACUAUCUCUUGGAAAUCUUGCACGUCAGUCGAAAGUGGGUUUAUGCACGUAAAUCGAAUGACCUAUUUUUCCCGAACUUUUAUCUGCAGGAUGCGAGGUAAGGUAAUAUGAAAAUUCUAGAUGAAACUUGCAAGGGCAUCGUUGUGUACGCGAGAUCGUGUUGUGUGGGGUCUCUGCUGUGUCGCAGACGGUAUGUUUUCGUGAUGAUGCCGGUCUCGAACUCCAGCUUUUAAACCACCUAACUGGAAUGAGGAGCAAUCUCAGUUAAUAGCUCUACGCCUGGUUUAGUAACCUUUAUCAUAAUAUUUCUUAACCGCUCACGAACAUUCCGUUUUCCAAACUCCAGACUGAAAUGCCGCGAUCAGGUCGUUUGGCAUAAAAUCCCAGACAAUUUUGCAAGUGGUAACGUGUUUGACACUGUCGACUAUAUAUUUUGAUUUUCGCAAUAUACAGUGUGUAGCCCAAUCAACACCCAAUUAAGUAAAAAGCCUAAGAAAAGCUAGUGUUUCAAGAACCAGCACAGCGUGUAAGGACGUCGGGGCAGAUUUGAAGAAUUGAUUCUUUAGCAUAUCACUUUAUGGGGCGCUGUUUUUCUUUCACGCCUGAUGGUUUAAGCCCUUUGUAUUAAGAAGAGUAUUCAGUUUCUCGACAUAACAUCAAUACAUGACUAAGCACAUACAACAUUUGCGUCAUGAGACUUGAGUCAGAAAAGAAUUUUUUAGAUAAACAAAUAAAUUGUAUCCUAUCUAGUGCUUAAUUAAAGACUUGCAAUGAAAAUGCAUAUGUAAGUUGAUUAAGUUUUCAGCAUAGACAUAAAAUGCGCACAACUGAAUUGAGGGAAUAAUCAUCCAACGACUAAUUUAAUUCCGUUUAUAGGUGACAGCAGAAGUUUCUUCGAAUUUUUCAUUUUUGCAUACGUGUCUGCACUUAGGCUGCUAAAGCUCUUGAUUUUGAACACAUUUUUAGCAAUGUCAAAGAUUGAAUACAUACAUACUUUAUUUCUUUGGAAGAAACGAAUAUUUGUGCUAUCGUUUUGAUGCUGUUGCAUUGAGCCAAAACUUUUCAAUUUAUUGCGCUCGAGUUUCUCUAGACUUCUUCAUCUGAACGAAAGUUGAGUUCAGUGGUUCUCGGAAUUUGUCGGCGCAGCCCUUUCUACACUAGAGCCGUUUGCUCAAACGCAAUGUAGUUUAUACUGAUUCCAACAUAUAGCGAUGUAUUCGACUAGAAAAAAGGUAGUUUGAAGUCUUCGUCCAUUGCUUCUAAUGUUACCCAUCAAAUAAAGCAGAUAAACAUUAUCUCAUAUUUAGAAGAGGGGGAUUGUGAUGAGUUUAGAGCUUUGCGGCAAGACCACGUGUGUGCAACCUUAGAAGUUGUUUGUUAUUUCGCCAUGAAUCUACCGUGACGGUCAAGGGCAACUUUCAAUUAUUGUGAAAUAAUUGGAUAAACAGCAGUAGGAAUUAUAAGCUAUUCUUCCAAGAGAGCCAGAAAGACGAGGAAAAAAUAUUAGAAUUCGAUAAAACCCGCUGGAGUUAAUUCAAUCACUGCAGUUCGCCAUGGGCGAUAUGGAACCAUGGCAUUUGGCUUAAAGGGAUGCAUGCACAGUUCACAAGAUUACGAUGACAUUGGCCUUGGAUGAACAAUUCUUGACGGAGCUCCGCCCUUAUCGGCGUGGGAGAGUGACAACUAGAGCGGAAGAUUAUUGACUGAAACUCUCAACUUUACCUUUCAUCAUCUACCAUCUUAAACUUGUGUUAACGGUGCGCCGUUGAAUCAAAUCCUAACUGAACAAGCAGUAGAA
Orbicella faveolata is the source of this 4515-nucleotide messenger RNA. RefSeq lists its product as uncharacterized. NCBI's taxonomy places the organism in Eukaryota, Metazoa, Cnidaria, Anthozoa, Scleractinia, Merulinidae. The record is from RefSeq and is a predicted model, not a curated record.